Thyridium curvatum is the source of this 555-nucleotide messenger RNA. RefSeq lists its product as uncharacterized. Lineage: Eukaryota; Fungi; Ascomycota; Sordariomycetes; Thyridiales; Thyridiaceae. The record is from RefSeq and is a predicted model, not a curated record. The transcript has 4 exons. The coding region runs from base 1 to 555 and encodes 184 amino acids.
AUGGACGGAUUGAACGCGUACCGCACGGCACGAGUGGCUGAGGUGCUCUCUGACUUCCGUACGCUGCAGUACUACAUCGCCGCGGCGCCUACGGACCCAGACAAUAUGGACGACUACUACACCGAAGGGUGGGCGGCGCUGCGCCAGUGCGCCCUUGACGGGCAGCACAUUCUCAACUGCGGCGCCGACACGUCCGUGCCCGAGGCGCGCGGAGGGCCUGACGAGCAGGCCAAGGCGGAGCUGCAGCAGGUGCUGCUUGAUGCCUACGCGAGGAGGCACGAAGGCCAGAAGAUCUACCUGCGGCAGGCGGCGGCGCAGCGGUGGAUAGAGUGGCGGGACUCGGUGCUCCAGGGGACACGGCCGUCGUCGAGGACUCAGUCGCAUCUGAGGGCCUGCGACCAGCAGUUGCGAGCACGCUUUCGACAGGAGCUCCAGGCUAUCACGGACGAGGGCAUCUACGGCGAGCUGCAGGCGCAGGACGUGCAGAUGGGCCGCUGGACGGCCGAGGACCCGAGCCUGCGGUCGGUGCAGCGCUGGCUGCGGACGAGGCGGUAA